UUUUCUUUAAAAACCGAACAUUAAUAAAGUCCAUAUUUCAGUAAACAUGACCUCCCUGUUGACCAGUUUUCGCUUGGCGGAGACUUUAACAGAUGCAGUCAUCGUGGCUGAAGGGGUGGAAUUUCCAGUCCAUAAGGUCAUCCUGUGUAAUUGCAGCCCGUAUUUCCGUGCUCUCUUUAGUCGGUGGUCUGGUUCAAACCAAAAGGUUUUUCACAUACCAGGAGUUUCAUCUGCAAUGAUGCAGCUCAUCAUUAACUACGCAUACAAGGAAAAUGUCACUGCCACUAAGGAUAAUGUACUGGAGCUUCUUGAAGCAGCUGAUCAGAUGAAUGUACUUGAAGUUGUGUAUGCCUGCAAGGGAUUCCUGGUGCAUUUAAUGUGCCCUGAAAACUGCAUCGGCAUGUGGAGGUAUGCAAUUCUUCGCGUGCUCCCUAACCUGCAGUGCAAAGCCUACUCCUUCAUCUUGGAGCACUUUGAGAAGGUGGCUCUGUGUGAGGAGUUCCUGGAGCUCUCUGCUGAUGAGCUCUCUGAUAUCAUCGAAAAAGACAACCUGAACAUAAGAAAUGAAAGCAAGGUGUUUGAGGCCAUUUUGAGGUGGACUUCUCAUGCCCUUCCGGAGAGAGAACAACACUUCUCAGUUCUCUUGUCUAAGGUCCGGCUGCCCGUGAUGAAUGCAGAGUAUUUCAGAGAAAACGUGCUGCCAAAUCCACUGGUGAAGAACAGCAGUCUGGCUCUGCUCUGUGAAAACAUGAUUAGCCACGAUAACGCUUCGUUAUCUACGCCUCACUGGCCCCCUGCCUUCAGUCUUCCUCGACUGCCUAAUGCCAUACUAAUGGCCAUCGGUGGGUGGAAUGCUGGACAUCCAACCGACGCCAUUGAGUUGUAUGACGUCCACCUUGAUCGUUGGAGCAGCCUGACUCCCAGUCUUGAGUAUCCUUGUGCCUAUCAUGGCACCGUCAUCCUGAAUGGUUACAUAUACUGCCUUGGCGGUUUCAACACAUUUCAGCAUUUUAGCAGGGUGCACAAGUUUGACCUUGUCAACGGCACCUGGCAUGAGGCUGCUCCCAUGUACCACCGGCGCUGCUACAUUAGUGUGACCGUGCUCAAUGGCCGCAUUUAUGCCAUGGGAGGAUUCAAUGGACACAGACGACUCAAGGAAGCAGAGAGUUAUGAACCAAUGACAAACCAGUGGAAUAUGAUUGCUCCAAUGCACGUGGAAAGGAGUGAUACAAGCUGCACCACGUUCAACAAUAAGAUUUACAUUUGUGGAGGAUUUAAUGGAAUAGAAUGCCUGCAGACAGCUGAAUAUUACACCCCAGAGACCAACCAAUGGACAAUGAUCGCUCCCAUGAUCAGACGCCGCAGUGGCAUAAGAGUCAUCGCUUAUGCAUCUCAUAUAUACGCGGUUGGUGGCUUUGAUGGUGAAAGGCGUUUGAGGUCUGCUGAGGCCUACGACCCUGAGAAUAACAGCUGGAGGAAUAUCGCCUCCAUGAAGACCAAACGCAGCAACUUUGGCAUUGAGGUGAUUGAAGACCGGAUCUUCGUUGUUGGGGGCUUCAAUGGCCACACCACUUGCUCUAACGUGGAGUGUUACGACGCCACAUCUAAUGAGUGGUCUGAGGUCUGCAACAUGGAAGUCCAUCGCAGCGCCCUGAGCUGCUGUGUGAUAUCAGGGCUCCCCAACAUGACCGAUUACAUAGUUCCUCGUGUCGCCCAUCCGCUGAUGCCAGUCAUGGAGGGGGAACAAAUGGAGUCCUGAGAUUCCUGCUAAGA
Molecule: messenger RNA, 1773 nt
Organism: Cyprinodon tularosa
Lineage: Eukaryota; Metazoa; Chordata; Actinopteri; Cyprinodontiformes; Cyprinodontidae
Product: kelch-like protein 10
Exons: 5
Coding region: 47-1759 (570 amino acids)
Molecular function (GO): protein binding
Source: RefSeq, a predicted model, not a curated record